Gongylonema pulchrum is the source of this 486-nucleotide messenger RNA. The record is from the annotation of a GenBank genome assembly. Lineage: Eukaryota; Metazoa; Nematoda; Chromadorea; Rhabditida; Gongylonematidae.
AUGGAAUGUGAGGAUACCGAUGCAUUUUGCAGACAUUUAAUGGAAUGUGAGGAUACCGAUGCAUUCUGCAGUAAGUGGAUUGCAGAAAACAGCAGCAAAUGCUACAUGGUUGACGAGCUUCCCAACACCUACUGCAGGAAAAGUUGUAGCCUGUGUAGCACCACUAUUUCCAUUCCACAACAGUAUGAUCUGAGAAGAGUGCCAAUGGCUCUAAUAUCAGUGGCGUUUUUGAUCGGUCGAUGGCGCUCCGAGUUCGGUGGCAAAGCGCUUUUCCCAACGAUCCCAACGUUCACUUAUGGUGAAGAACUCAGUUUUGAACUAAUCACGAGAGACAGACGCGUACUCAGUGCACUCAAAUACACGGCGUUUGCAUGGGAUAACUGGGAUUUGAAGGAGUUACAUAGCGAGUACGGCUUCUUGAGCGUGGCCAAUGACAGUGGCACCAACAUUAUCUUAUUGAACACGGUUAUGAGUAAUGGUGAAUAG